Molecule: messenger RNA, 330 nt
Organism: Colletotrichum destructivum
Lineage: Eukaryota; Fungi; Ascomycota; Sordariomycetes; Glomerellales; Glomerellaceae
Exons: 2
Coding region: 1-330 (109 amino acids)
Source: RefSeq, a predicted model, not a curated record
AUGUCUGCUCUGGACAAGGCCCAUGCGACAGCGACUCGGCAUUCAGAGCAGUUCACAUAUGACAAGCUUACCCCCUCUCUCCAUCUCCUCUCCAACGCCUUCGAAUUAGGAUACGCGGAUCCCCCCGCUGACCCUGAACCGGCAGGGAACCUAGCUGACCUGAUCUUGACCACGGGACGCAUCUACACUUCGAUAAUCAUUCAUCAGCGCCUUCGUCGCCAGCAGCGACGCUUCUGCCGGCAGUCCGGUUUCGCAUCGUAUCGCCCCCCUCAGUAUUGUACGGAGUCGACGGACAACCCUCGACCAACCCGUCCCAGCGACGUCGUAUAA